This is a messenger RNA of Pochonia chlamydosporia 170, 1437 nucleotides long. Its product is annotated as glycosyltransferase family 32. The transcript has a single exon. Gene Ontology annotation, molecular function: alpha-1,6-mannosyltransferase activity. The coding region runs from base 1 to 1437 and encodes 478 amino acids. Gene Ontology annotation, biological process: protein N-linked glycosylation. Gene Ontology annotation, cellular component: mannan polymerase complex. The record is from RefSeq and is a predicted model, not a curated record. NCBI's taxonomy places the organism in Eukaryota, Fungi, Ascomycota, Sordariomycetes, Hypocreales, Clavicipitaceae.
AUGGAGAAGCGGCCGCCAGUCAAAAUCUCCUUUCGGGGAACUCUAUUGCCCAAGUUGAGGAGCGUCUCGCUGCCCAAAAAGAUCCGGAAAUGUCUUCCCAUUUACCUAGGAUGCAUCUUCUUUCUCAUCAUCUUACUCAACCUCGAUGUUCUUUUCUUAUUUCCCAGUCCAGUCAGCAUGCUGGCAAAGUCGGAAGCGCCCCGGAAGAAGCUUCCAGGAAGCACAUUCCCCCAAAAGGUAUGGCAGACGUGGAAAAUUGAUCCGCUGCUCUUUGGCAUCACGGAAACGGCAAGAGCCAUGACAUGGGUGAAACAAAAUCCUCAAAUGCGCUACGAGGUCAUUACCGAUGCCAGCGAUAUGACAUAUGUUGAGCAGCAUUUCGGCCCAGAUGGCUUCAAUCGCCCGGACAUCGUCGAGUUUUACCGAAAUGUCAACCUACGAAUUAUAAAAGCCGAUCUUUUGCGAUACAUGAUAUUAUAUGCUGAAGGCGGUAUCUACGCGGAUAUUGAUGUCGAGGCCAUCAAGCCAUUCCACCGUUUUAUCCCCGAACGUCAUGAUGAGCACGAUUAUGACCUGAUUGUUGGUGUUGAGGUCGACAUGCCGCAAUUCCGCAACCACCACAUUCUGGGUCAAAAAUCGCAAUCUUUCUGCCAGUGGACCAUUAUUUCGCGACCUCGGCACCCGGUCAUGCUGCAUCUCAUUGAGAACAUCAUGAAGUGGUUCAAAGCAGUCGCAAGAAAACAGCGCGUGCCGAUUGGCAAGGUGGAGCUGGAUUUCGACCAAGUCAUCACAGGCACCGGACCAUCAGCCUUUACUACGGCUGUUCUGCAAGAAAUGAACAGGGUGACGCAAGGUCCCAAGGUUACGUGGGACGACUUUCACAACUUGGAUGAGUCCAAGGUAGUUGGCCGGGUGCUUGUCUUGACAGUCGAGGCCUUUUGUGCUGGUCAAGGCCACUCCGACUCUGGCAACCAUGGGUCUCGCGGCGCCCUUGUGAAACAUCACUAUCACGCAUCCAACUGGCCCAGUAAGCACCGUCGCUACAGGCAUCCUGCCUAUGGACAGGUGGAGGAGUGCAAUUGGAACGCUGAGUGCGUUGCGCAGUGGGACAAGGACGUUGCCGAGUUUGACAAGCUGCCGGAAGCUGAGAAGAAGAAGAUUAUCGUGGAGCGCCUCAAAUUACUACAACCACCACCACCGGUCCAAGAAGCUGAGGUGAAGCCCAAACCUCAGCCUCAGGAAGAACCGGGCAAAGAAGCCGAAGCUAAGAAGGAGCCUGGUCAAGAAGCUGAAGCUCAGCCCAAAGACCAGCCUCAGAAAGACCAACCGCAGAAGGAACUUGAACCUGGCAAAGAAGGUGAUGCUCAACAAAAGGACAAACCUCAGGAGGAACCGGGCAAAGAGGCUGAAGCAAAGCCUAAAGACCAGCCUCAAUAG